Molecule: messenger RNA, 3887 nt
Organism: Papaver somniferum (opium poppy)
Lineage: Eukaryota; Viridiplantae; Streptophyta; Magnoliopsida; Ranunculales; Papaveraceae
Product: calmodulin-binding transcription activator 5-like
Exons: 12
Coding region: 13-2682 (889 amino acids)
Biological process (GO): regulation of transcription by RNA polymerase II
Cellular component (GO): nucleus
Molecular function (GO): protein binding; transcription coregulator activity; double-stranded DNA binding
Source: RefSeq, a predicted model, not a curated record
ACAAUCUUGUUCAUGGAAAGUAGCGUCAAUGGAAAUAGAUUAGUAGGAUGGGAGAUUCAUGGGUUCCUUACUAUGAAAGAUUUGGAUAUACAGAAGUUAUUGGAGGAUGCCAACGAAAGGUGGUUCCGGCCGAAUGAAGUUCAUGCAAUAUUGUCUAACUACAAGCAUUUUGGAAUUCACCAUAAACCGGUAAACCUGCCAAAAGGGGGAACUAUUGUGUUGUAUGAUCGUAAAAAGCUAAGAGCCUUUCGCAAGGAUGGGCAUAAUUGGAGGAAGAAGAAAGAUGGGAAAACAGUUCAAGAAGCUCAUGAACACUUAAAGGUUGGCCGCGAGGAGAGGAUUCACGUGUACUAUGUCCAUGGCUUGGAUAAUCCUAAUUUGGCUCGUAGGUGCUACUGGUUACUCGAUAAGAAACAAGAAGACAUUGUCUUUGUUCAUUACCGUGAGUUAGAGCAGGUGCAAAGUUCUCCUAGUACACCUCAUAAUUCAAAUUCUAAUUCAGCUCACUGCUUGAAUGCAUCUGUCCCCAAGGUUUUAGCUGACGAAAAAAGCUGCUGGGAAAGUCAUGCAUCUAACUCAAAUGGUGUCUCCUAUGAGCAGCAGAAUCAGUACAAUGUUAGAAACUCCAAGAGUGAUACAAGUGAUUACUCUCAAGCAAGGAAUAUAACCGUUCAAACCAACGAUUUUCAAAGUGCAACAGGAGAUGAAUCGUCAUCCAUGCUCAUCAAAGAGAGUCUGCAAAAUGAAGAGAGCUUUGAAGUAUUUCUGGACUCUUUUAUGGCUGAUGCCUCAGACCUAUCAGAUUUACCAGAUGACUCUUCAUUAUUAACUAGUCACAAUGAAUCAGGUACAUCGAUGAUAAUGAAUCACCAGUUGCAAACUAUCAAACCAUUAUUCACUAUAACGAACAUCUCUCCUUCAUGGGCUUAUUCAACGGAACAGACAAAGAUUAUAGCAAUUGGAUAUUUUCAUGGAGCAUAUUUACAUAUUGAUGAUACAAGAAUGUUCUGUGUCUUUGGAGAUGUAUGUUCUCCUGCUGAGAAGAUAGCAAUGGGGGUAUUCCGCUGUACAUCAUUUCCUCGCUACCCUGGAUUUGUGAAUUUUUAUUUGAGCCUCGAUGGUUAUACACCCAUUAGUCAGGUACUGAGUUUUGAGUAUCGCUUUCCUCCAGUAGAAAGGAUGGCUUUACUAAAUGAGCAUCCUAAGCAGGAGGAGUUUCAACUUCAGCUAAGGCUUCUUCACUUGCUCUUCUCUUCAAGUAACAUCCUUCGCGUGCUAUCAAGAAAAUCAACAUCAGCUUAUUCAGACACUAAGUUGCUCCCAUCCGUAAGUUCUAGCAUCGACAAAGACUGGGAAUUCCUGAAAGAAUCAAUUCAGCAUAACAAAAUCUCCAUGUCACAAAGUAAAAAUAUGUUAACGGAAUUCACUUUGAAGAGCAAGCUAAAAGAAUGGAUUUUAGAGAGAGUGGUUGAAGGGCGUAAAACAAGUGCUCGUGAUAAUCAUGGUCUAGGAAUUAUCCAUCUUUGCACUCUUUUGGAUUACAAGUGGGCUGUUCAACUGUAUUCACGCUCAGGACUUUCAUUAGAUUUUCGAGAUGCAUUUGGCUGGACUGCCCUACAUUGGGCCGCAUUCUAUGGGAGGAAAGAAAUGGUUGCGGUUUUGUUAUCUGAAGGGGCGGAUCCAAGUCUAGUUACUGACCCCACUUCACAAUUCCCUGGAGGAUGCACGGCUGCUGACAUUGCAUCCAGAAAUGGCCACGAGGGUAUAGCUGCGUAUCUUGCAAAACAGGGACUGAUAACACAAUUUAUGCUCAUGUCGGUCUCUGAAAAUACAACUGGCCCCCUUCAAACCCAAAAAUCUUAUUCAGUGGACCCUAGAAACCUUAGCGAAGAGCAGUUGUGUCAGAAGGAUGCGUUUGAUGCAUACGAGAUAUCUACUGAUGUAGCAUCACGGAUACAGGAAGCUUUCUGGAAGGACCUUGUGAGCAAAACAAAGACAAUGACAAUUCAAGACACUGAAGAAGAUUAUGUGACUAAUGCCGACCUAGCUUCUUUAAGUUUACAUUCCCCAGAAGCAAUUCGCCAUACACAGAUGUUCACGGAAGCAUGUUAUACAAUGGCUGCAAUGAAGAUUCAACAUGCUUUACGCAUCUAUAUGAUACGGAAGAGGAUGAAAGCUGCAUCAAGAAUCCAACACCAGUUUCUUACUUGGAGGAUCCGAAAGGAUUUUCUCAACAAGCGUUUGCAAGUGGUCAAACUUCAGGCUAAUUUCCGAGGUCACCGUGCACGGAAUCAAGUAAACAGAAUUGUUUGGGCUGUUGGAAUGCUUGAAAAGGCAAUUCUAAGGUGGCGUCAGAAAGGAAAAGGGCUUCGAGGACUUAUUCUACCCCAAUCAACUGAAAAUGUACAAGAGGGGAUUCAGGCAGAAUAUGGCCUUCACGAGGACUUCUUUUUAGACAGCCGUAAGCAGACUGAAGAACGUCUCUCGAGAGCAGUUAUAUGCGUCCAGUCUAUGUAUAGAUCGAAACGAGCUCAAGAAGAGUAUCGGAUGAUGAAGCUGAGCCAUGAUAGAGAAAAGUUGGAGCGUCGACAAAUGCAACAGGCAUGUAAAAGUCCUUUAUCUGUCUCAUUGGAAAAGGUGGAGAAUAGGGGCAGUGCACACACAGUAAACAACCUUCUAUGAGCUUGGGCUAGCCCCCCCAUUGGUGGGGGGGGCAGGCUAGCCACUCGAACCCACAGGCACAGCUCCUGUAGACUUGGGACGAUGCUUGGUCAGCCAAUUUUUCCAAAAAAAUACUGAACUCAAGUCUUUUGUACCACCGGUGUGGGACUAAAAUUCUAGCGAAAAUAAUAAAGUUAGAAACUUCCUCUCCUUUCCUCCUUUUAAGUCGCAACCUCAAUUCCUUCCUCGCAAGACCAUACAAAACCUUUUCUUUCCCUCGAUCUCUCUCAUUUCCAUCCUAACUACUCUGUUUUGAAUUCCCAAUUCUCUUCACAAAUUCUCUAGCCAUAUUCUGGUUAAACAUCUCAAAUUUCGGUGAUGCAGCAGCACUGAUCGGCAAAAUUUUUAUUCCCAGGAGUGGGAGAAAGAGCUGAAUGGCAGGUUGAAUGAAGUUUAUUAUGAUUUCAAAAUCUGUUUGCUCAAUCUGAGGUUCAAUUUUGGUUCUUAUAUGUCCAUCGAAGCUCACUCAGUAAUCUUAAUUUCAGGGUCUAGUGAAGCUUGAGAUGCAGAAACGACCUGGGAAAGCUGCACCCAACAAAGGUCAAGAAAGACAUGCUCUAACGUAACUAAUAGAGGUUUAAAGUAAAAUUUGUUCGAACAAGUCUAAAUCCAACAAUCUCCCUUAGGUUUAGAGAAACUAUCCGUUGAAGCACUAAUAUGGGAUUCUGUCUUACUGUACUGAAGAUGAACCGCAAGGAUUCUGUCUUAAGAAUAGCGUCAUUGACAUCUUCAUGACAGAAACAAAAAUAAGUGGUAAUCAGAUUCUCUUAUUUGGGAUGGAUAUCAAAAUUUCUCCCCAAUUCACAGAGACUAUUAUAGUAGAAGACAGGAUUAAGCCGUAAGCAAACUGAAGAACGUCUAGAGAGAGCAGUUAUAUGCGUCCAAUCUAUGUUUAGUUGGAACGAGCUCAAGAAGAGCACUGGAUGAAGAAGUUGACCCAUGAUUGAGAUUUUUCCUAGCACAAUCUUUAAAUGUUAAAACCAUUAUCCUGCUCUUCUAGUUCCUACGUAAAAGUCUUUCAAAGAGGGAUAUUUCAAGCGACUUUCUACUUAAGGAUUACAAAAGCUUAGAGAUGUGCUCUACAAUAGAGUAUCUAGACAGCUUUCUAUCUGAAAAGCAACAGCACUGGCGAAAAAAAAUUAAAAAAGGUGGAGAAUGGUGAUCAG